Adineta steineri is the source of this 795-nucleotide messenger RNA. NCBI's taxonomy places the organism in Eukaryota, Metazoa, Rotifera, Eurotatoria, Adinetida, Adinetidae. The record is from the annotation of a GenBank genome assembly.
AUGAUAAACACAAGAUCGUUGUACUUUGCAUUGUUAUUAACUUGUUUUGUUCAUUAUACUUCUGGACAACAUGCUAUAUGUAAUUCACUUGAGGGAUAUGAUACAAAAGCUUUAAUUAGUGCUGUUCAAUGGCAAGUUAAAACUGAUUAUGCAUGUCUUGGUAAUCCAGCUGCUGAUUGUACUUAUUACAUAAGUUUUUGUCAAACAGCUGAAAAUUGUUUUCACCAAUAUUCUGCAUGUCAAAACUCAACAGGAGCAUCGAAUAUGACUAUUAUUGGUGCUUAUUCAACUACAAUUUUUCAUGAAAAUGAAUCUGGACCAAAAGGUUUUUAUGCUGUAUUUCCACAGGGUCCAAGACAAAAUGUAUCAAACACAACAAUUUGUGAACCAUCAUUGAAAAUAAAGUUUACUUGUAAUCUCAAAACACAAUGGCUUGUUCCUGUUGGUGAUGUAACAGCACUUGCACCAGAACCAGAUGAUGUUGAUGUUGAUGACGCAUGUUUAACUACACUGACAUUUGAUUAUCCUGGAGCAUGUUAUCAAGGCAAAGAACCAGAGAAAGGAAUGAGUGGUGGAGCUGUUUUUCUUCUUAUUUUAUUUUCUGUUGCUGUAGCUUAUUUUCUUAUUGGUAUGGCCUAUAAUGGAUUUGUUAAACAUAAAUCCGGUGUAAACUUAAUUCCACAAGCAAGCUUCUGGAUUGGUUUACCAAUACAUAUUAUCGAAGGGUUUCGAACUACACUUGGUGUUUGUACGGGUUCAUCAACAACAACGGGAACAUCAUAUGAAUCUGUUUAA